This is a messenger RNA of Protopolystoma xenopodis, 357 nucleotides long. The record is from the annotation of a GenBank genome assembly. Lineage: Eukaryota; Metazoa; Platyhelminthes; Monogenea; Polystomatidea; Polystomatidae.
ACAUCUAUCGAUCCCCUUGUUGGAUUCACAUCGGAAGCCACCCUUGAUAUGGCCCAGAAGAUAGGUUUUUCCACGCCGGAAACAAUUAAUGAAGCGAGCGACUUCUUCCAGAAGCUGUACAAUCUCUUCUGCACUCUAGAUUGCACUCUUCUUGAGAUCAACCCGAUGGCAGAGGAUAACAAGGGCAAAGUUCUCUGCAUGGAUUGCAAGAUGAAUUUCGACGAUAACGCAGCCUUUCGACAGAAGGAGAUCUUCAAACUGCGGGACUGGGCUCAAGAAGAUGAACGAGACGUCAGGGCUGCACAAUCCGGCCUUAACUAUAUUGGCCUGGAUGGAAGUAUUGGUUGCCUAGCAUGA